This is a messenger RNA of Prunus armeniaca (apricot), 243 nucleotides long. The record is from the annotation of a GenBank genome assembly. Lineage: Eukaryota; Viridiplantae; Streptophyta; Magnoliopsida; Rosales; Rosaceae.
AUGAUUCCGUGUUGGACUGGGUAUGUCUGUGCUGGAUUGAACUGUCAACAACUUCUACUGCUUAGCUUCAGCUAUAAAUCGAUACCAAAAUUCAAUUUUGGCAGAGCUUUAAUCUACUGCAAGCCUUGGGAGGCUUUUGAAUGGGCAGAACUGUGGCCUUUUCAGUCUGAAGGGGCAGAAGUGGCUGAAUUUGAGGACUUACUGAGCUGGAAUUGCACUGUAGUACCUGUUCUGCUUGAUUAG